Brachypodium distachyon (stiff brome) is the source of this 1832-nucleotide messenger RNA. Its product is annotated as glutamate decarboxylase. The transcript is spliced from 6 exons. NCBI's taxonomy places the organism in Eukaryota, Viridiplantae, Streptophyta, Magnoliopsida, Poales, Poaceae. Gene Ontology annotation, molecular function: pyridoxal phosphate binding; glutamate decarboxylase activity. The record is from RefSeq and is a predicted model, not a curated record. The coding region runs from base 122 to 1588 and encodes 488 amino acids. Gene Ontology annotation, cellular component: cytosol. Gene Ontology annotation, biological process: L-glutamate catabolic process.
CGCUGCCCGGAGACCCCCUGUGAAGAAAACCCAGCGCUUGCUUGCUCCGACCCGAACUAUAUAUCCAAGCAGGGCGAAACGAUCGAUCGAGCUUAGCCCAGUGGUCGGUUAUUCGUCAAAAAUGGCCUUGUCGAGGGCGCAGACGAACCACGGCGAGUCCCUCAUCUCGUCCACCUUCGCGUCGCGGUACGUGCGCGCGGCGCUGCCGAGGUUCAAGAUCCCGGAGCAGUCCAUCCCCAAGGAGGCGGCGUACCAGAUCAUCAACGACGAGCUGAUGCUGGACGGGAACCCGCGCCUGAACCUGGCCUCCUUCGUCACCACGUGGAUGGAGCCCGAGUGCGACAAGCUCAUCCAGAACUCCAUCAACAAGAACUACGUCGACAUGGACGAGUACCCCGUCACCACCGAGCUCCAGAACCGGUGCGUGAACAUGAUCGCGCAUCUCUUCAACGCGCCCAUCGGCGACGACGAGACGGCGGUCGGGGUGGGCACCGUGGGCUCCUCGGAGGCCAUCAUGCUGGCCGGGCUGGCUUUCAAGAGGAAGUGGCAGAACAAGAUGAAGGCCGCGGGCAAGCCCUUCGACAAGCCCAACAUCGUCACCGGCGCAAACGUCCAGGUUUGUUGGGAGAAGUUCGCACGGUACUUCGAGGUGGAGCUCAAGGAGGUGAAGCUCAGGGAAGGGUACUACGUCAUGGACCCCGAGAAGGCCGUGGAGCUGGUCGACGAGAACACCAUCUGCGUCGCCGCCAUCCUCGGCUCCACCCUCAACGGCGAGUUCGAGGACGUCAAGAUGCUCAACGAUCUGCUCGUCGCCAAGAACGCCGAGACAGGGUGGGACACGCCGAUCCACGUGGAUGCGGCGAGCGGCGGAUUUAUCGCGCCGUUCAUCUACCCGGAGCUGGAGUGGGACUUCCGGCUGCCGCUGGUGAAGAGCAUCAACGUCAGCGGGCACAAGUACGGCCUCGUCUACGCCGGCGUCGGCUGGGUGGUCUGGAGAACCAAGGACGAUCUGCCUGACGAGCUCAUCUUUCACAUCAACUACCUCGGUGCAGACCAACCAACCUUCACGCUCAACUUCUCCAAAGGUUCGAGCCAGAUCAUUGCGCAGUAUUAUCAGCUCAUCCGUCUCGGAUUCGAGGGUUACAAGGACAUCAUGCAGAACUGCCGUGACAACGCGACGGUGCUCCGGGAGGGCAUCGACAAGAUGGGCUACUUCGACAUAGCGUCCAAGGACUCGGGCGUGCCGCUGGUGGCCUUCUCCCUCAAGGACUCGUCCCGGUACACCGUGUUCGAGGUGGUCGAGAGCCUGCGCCGCUUCGGCUGGAUCGUCCCGGCCUACACCAUGCCCGCCGACGCCGAGCAUAUCGCCGUGAUGCGCGUGGUGAUCCGCGAGGACUUCAGCCGCGGCCUCGCCGAGCGGCUCAUCACCGAUCUCAACAAGGUGAUGGGGGAGAUGGACACCCACGCAAAGAAGCACGUCGCCGCCGAGCCGCCGGUGGCCAAGAAGACGGUGCACGAGAUCGAGAAGGAGGUGGCCACAUACUGGCGGAGGCUUGUCGACAGGAAGAAGAGCAGCCUUGUUUGCUGAUAUAGCGGUGCGAGGGCGCUAGCUGGAGCGUACGUGCGCGCAGGAAUAAUAAUUCUUGGCCCUACCGAGAUCUUUCUUCGGCGUCAGCUUGUUCGUUUCUUCUUCUUCUUCUUCUUCUUCUUCUUCUCUUUUUUCCUUUCAUUUUGAGAUUCGUUUUGCUGCUAGCUUAAUUUUGUGCCUGUUCAAAACGGAACACAUACCUUUAAAAAAAAAACCGGAACACACAGGGAAAUUUUGUGUAGGG